Toxorhynchites rutilus septentrionalis is the source of this 1422-nucleotide messenger RNA. RefSeq lists its product as uncharacterized. Gene Ontology annotation, molecular function: nucleic acid binding; RNA-DNA hybrid ribonuclease activity. The transcript has a single exon. Lineage: Eukaryota; Metazoa; Arthropoda; Insecta; Diptera; Culicidae. Bases 1 to 1422 code for a protein of 473 amino acids. The record is from RefSeq and is a predicted model, not a curated record.
AUGAAUGGGAAAGCUAUCCCAGAGGGAUUCAACUCUACACUCCUCGGAGUCACGAUUGAUAGAAACUUGAAUUUCAAGCUAAAUGCAAAACUGGUCAAGAAAAAGAUCGCGGAUCACCUGAACGUUCUAAAAGCGAUUAAAGGAAGGCUGAAAGGCAGCCCACGGGACUCCCUAUUGAAUAUUUUCAAAAGCUGGAUAAUCCCACGACUAGUGUACGGUAUCAUCCUCGCUAGUAAAGCGGAUAAAUAUUUUAAAAUGUUGGAAUCAGCCUAUAACAGCGGAAUUCGCAUAAUCACGGGUGCGUUUUAUAGUAGUCCUAUUAAGAGUCUACUUGCUGAGAUAGGGGAACCACCUUUCGAGAUGGUAUGUGUGCAGAGGAUGAUCCAUGCACUAGUCAGGUGGGAGGAGUGCCCAGCCAACCUAUCGCUUGAUACCCCAGACGGGGUUAGGGCCAGGCAAAAAUAUCAAACCCUAACGGUGGAGAUACUGCCUCGCCCCCUGCGGUUAAGUCGAUGCUCUCCUAGAGCCUGGGAUGCCGUUCCUCCAACCAUCAGCUGGAGGGUAAAACGGUUCGUUAGGGCUGGGGAUAACCCCCAGAAGGUGCAAGCGGUGGUGAACGAGGCCCUACGUACUGACUUUGCUAACAAACGCAUUGUCUAUACUGACGGGUCCGUCACUGAUGACGCAUCAGCCAUUGGGGUACUCGACUGUAAUGCUAAGACUAGCAUGAGAGUCCCCAAUAAGUUUAGCAUCUUCUCGUGUGAAGCUCUCACCAUUAAGUUGGCAUUAGAGAGCGUCACCAAUGCUGAUAGCGUCGUUGUUUGUUCGGAUUCGGCGAGCGUCCUCAAAGCUGUAGAGGGUGAUACUAUCAAACACCCCAUUAUUCAAGAAAUUGAAGAGCAGCUGAGAGGAAGUAGUGCGAUCCUAUGUUGGAUUCCGGGUCACACCGGGAUCCCGGGGAACGAGGAAGCCGAUCGGCUUGCUAACGAAGGGCGGAGAGGCUCCAUUACCAGUAUGGGUAUACCUGGUAAGGACCUCAUUAGAAGGGCGAACAAUUCCAUUCUCCUCACUUGGGAGGCUGAAUGGAAUCGUGAAAGGGACCUGCAGUUUCGUAGAAUUAAAGCAUCAACCGGCAAAUGGAGGGACCGAGCCAACACGUAUGAACAGCGAAUUCUCUCGCGUCUUCGCAUCGGGCAUACGUGGUUGACUCAUAACUCCCUAGCAAAGAAAGAAGAGCCCCCUACCUGUUGCGGCACCCGCCUGAUGGUGGGGCAUAUUCUAACGGAAUCCAUGCGAACUGCGGACCUUCGUAGGAGGUACGGCUUAACCGGUGGCCUAGAUGUCGUUUUGCAGAACGACACACGGAAAGAAAGAGAUACUCUGGAUUUCCUUAAAGAGGCUAACCUGAUUCAGUACAUUUGA